ACACAUGACUAUCGUGGAUCCUCUGGGGAGCCUCAACAACAUCCUGAUGCUGACGAGGAAGAGAAGAGUCUCUCCAGAUCAGAACACCAGAUGGACAACGCUAGCACUUCCUCCCUCCCGGAGUCCCCGUGUCAUGCCUCUCCUGUUAGCACCUUACUGCUGGGUAUGAAGAGGUUGUCUGUGCUGCUGGUGGACUGCAGGAAAACAAUGGGGCUGAGUGGAACUGUGGGAGGAGGAGAAGAGCGGAAAGGAUCAGAUUUGACUCAAAGAGAAAGACCAGACUCAGGGACGUCCAAACCAGCAAGACGACACCAGUGCUCCCACUGUGGAAAGCGUUUUAACCAGAAAGCACACCUGAAAGCUCAUGAGAGAAUACACACAGGGGAGAAGCCUUACCACUGCUCCCAAUGUGGAAAGUGUUUCAAACGGCCUUUUCAUCUGAAACAGCAUGGGAGAAUACACACAGGAGAGAAGCCUUACCACUGCUCCCAAUGUGGAAAGUGUUUCAACAAGAGAGGACUCCUGAAACGGCACGAGAGCGUACACACAGGAGAGAAGCCUUACCACUGCUCCCUAUGUGGAAAGCGUUUCAACCAGUCGGGGGAGCUGAAAAAGCAUGAGAGAAUACACACCGGGGAGAAGCCUUACCACUGCUCCCAAUGUGGAAAGUGUUUCAAACGGCCUUUUCAUCUGAAACAACACGAGAGGAUACACACAGGGGAGAAGCCUUACCACUGCUCCCAGUGUGGAAAGCGUUUCAACCAUUCAGGGAAGCUGAAACAACAUGAGAGAAUACACACAGGAGAGAAGCCUUACCACUGCUCCCAGUGUGGAAAGUGUUUCGUCUGUUUGGGGGGCCUGAAACGACACGAGAGAAUACACACAGGAGAGAAGCCUUACCACUGCUCCCAGUGUGGAAAGUGUUUCGUCUGUUUGGGGGACCUGAAACGACACGAGAGAAUACACACAGGAGAGAAGCCUUACCACUGCUCCCAGUGUGGAAAGUGUUUCGGCCGUUCGGGGGCGCUGAAACGGCACGAGAGAAUACACACAGGAGAGAAGCCUUACCACUGCUCCCAAUGUGGAAAGAGUUUCGUCCGUUCGGGGGAGCUGAAACCACAUGAGAGAAUACACACAGGAGAGAAGCCUUACCACUGCUCCCGAUGUGGUAAGUGUUUCGCCCGUUCGGGGGAGCUGAAACUACAUGAGAGAAUACACACAGGAGAGAAGCCUUACCACUGCUCCCAAUGUGGAAGGUGUUUCAACCAGUCGGGGGCGCUGAAACAACACGAGAGAAUACACACAGUAGAGAAGCCUUACCACUGCUCCCAGUGUGGAAAGAGUUUCGAGCAUUCAGGGACGCUGAAACAGCAUGAGAAAAUACACACAGGGGAGAAGACUUACCACUGCUCCCAGUGUGGAAAGAGUUUUAACCAGAAAGCACACCUGAAAGCUCAUGAGAGAAUACACACAGGGGAGAAGCCUUACCACUGCUCCCAGUGUGGAAAGUGUUUCAACCGGCCUGGGCAUCUGAAACUGCACGAGAGAAUACACACAGGGGAGAAGCCUUAUCACUGCUCCCGGUGUGGAAAUAGUUUUAACAAUUUAGGGAACCUGAAACGACACGAGAGAAUACACACAGGGGAGAAGCCUUGCCACUGCUCCCAGUGUGGAAAGAGUUUUAACAAUUUAGGAAACCUAAAACAACAUGAGAGAAUACACACAGGGGAGAGGCCUUACCACUGCUCCCAGUGUGGAAAGUGUUUCAUCCGGUCAAAGGAGCUGAAACGACAUGAGAGAAUACACACAGGGGAGAAGCCUUAUCAUUGCUCCCAGUGUGGAAAGAGUUUUAACAAUUUAGGGAACCUGAAACAUCAUGAGAGAAUACACACAGGUGAGAAGCCUUACCACUGCUCCCAGUGUGGAAAGUUUAUUACCUACUAUAACAUUCUGAAACAACAUGAGAAAAUGCACACAGGGGAGAAGCCUUACCACUGUUCCCAGUGUGGAAAGAGUUUUCGCCAGAAAGCACACCUGAAAGCUCAUGAGAGAAUACACACAGGAGAGAAGCCUUACCACUGCUCCCAGUGUGGAAAGUGUUUCAACCAGUCGGGGGAGCUGAAACAACACGAGAGAAUACACACAGGAGAGAAGCCUUACCACUGCUCCCAAUGUGGAAAGUGUUUCAACCAGAGAGUAAACCUGAAACAACAUGAGAGAAUACACACAGGAGAGAAGCCUUACCACUGCUCCCAAUGUGGAAAGUGUUUCGUCCGUUCGGGGGAGCUGAAACUGCAUGAGAGAAUACACACGGGAGAGAAGCCUUACCACUGCUCCCAAUGUGGAAAGUGUUUCAACCAGUCGGGGGAGCUGAAACGGCAUGAGAGAAUACACACGGGAGAGAAGCCUUACCACUGCUCCCAAUGUGGAAAGUGUUUCAACCAGUCGGGGGAGCUGAAACAGCAUGAGAGAAUACACACGGGGGAGAAGCCUUACCACUGCUCCCAAUGUGGAAAGUGUUUCAGCCAGUCGGGGGAGCUGAAACGGCAUGAGAGAAUACACACAGGAGAGACGCCUUACCACUGCUCCCAGUGUGGAAAGAGUUUCAACCGGAAAGAGAACCUGAAAGCUCAUGAGAGAAUACACACAGGAGAGAAGCCUUACCACUGCUCCCAAUGUGGAAAGUGUUUCAUCCGGUCAGGGGAGCUGAAACGACAUGAGAGAAUACACACAGGAGAGAAGCCUUACCACUCCUCCCAGGGUGCAAAGCUUUUGCCCAUUUAGGAAGCCUGAAAGAACACAUUAGACUGCACACAGAGGAGAAGGCUUAGAAAAGCUCCGACUGUGGGAAAACAUAUUACUCAUAACAGUGAUUUAAACGUCAUUAGAGAAUCCACACAGGAGAGAGAAAUUACUUCUCUUAGCGUGUAUGUUGAUAUUUCACAUCACAUUGACUUAAAAUUCAUCAGAGGACAUACACAGUGCUCCCGUUGUCUUAUAUUGUUGACUGACAAUGUGUUUACCUGUCUUCACCAUAUGAAAUUAAAUGGUACAGGGUAUACUCAAACAUAUAUUUGUUUGUUUUUAUUAGAAAACAUGAAUUGAAUAUGGAGUCUGUCAGUUUGAAUAUAAAGGAGAUCAGGUUCCUUCUUUUAAAUUGUCCUUUUUUUUAAAUGCUUUGUGUGUGUUUAACUGGGUGUGUCAUUCCUCCAGCACUACAGAUAAUCAAGUGAUAUUUGGAUGUGAUGCAUUAGUUCCAUUG
Molecule: messenger RNA, 3262 nt
Organism: Oncorhynchus kisutch (coho salmon)
Lineage: Eukaryota; Metazoa; Chordata; Actinopteri; Salmoniformes; Salmonidae
Product: zinc finger protein 850-like
Exons: 7
Coding region: 91-2784 (897 amino acids)
Source: RefSeq, a predicted model, not a curated record